AUGGCGGAGCCGCGCCGGGUGCCGUUGAUCAGCCUGUCACCCGUGAGGCGCCGCGAGGCCGGGAGCCCGGCGCUGGAGCGGGAGCCGGAGCCGCCGCCGCCGCCGCCGGUGGUGGCGGCGGCGGCGGCGGGCCGCGAGGCGCCGCUGGCGGAGCCGCCGCACGAAGCCUCCCGGCCGGAGCCGCCGCCGCCGAUGCCGCCCCGGGAGAGCGGAGCCCGCCUGGAGCCGCCCCGAGAGCCCCCCCGGCCCGAGCCGCAGCCGCAGCGGGAGCCCCCCCGGCCCGAGCCGCCGCCGCCGCAGCAGCUGCCGCCGCCGCCGCCGCCGCGCCAGGGCAGCCGGCAGGAGCCGCCGCCGCCGCAGGAGGCGCUCCCGCUCCGCCAGACGGUCCGCCUGGAGGUGGUGCUGAAGGACCCCACCGAGGAGGGCUGCGUGGAGUUCAGCUACCCGGAGCUGCUGCUCUGCGGGGACUCGCGGAAGAAGUCAGUUCACUCAGAAGAUCCUUUUAAUGAUGAACAACGUGAACGGCAUGAAGUGGAAAUGCUAGCCAAGAAGUUUGAGGCAAAAUAUAGUGGAAAGCCCCACAAACAUCGGAAGGAUCGCCUGCAGGAUCUAAUUGAUAUAGGUUAUGGUUAUGAUGAAACAGACCCUUUCAUUGAUAAUUCUGAAGCAUAUGAUGAAUUGGUUCCUGCAUCCCUGACAACCAAAUAUGGAGGGUUUUAUAUCAACACUGGUACACUGCAGUUCCGCCAGGCGUCUGACUCAGAGGAUGAAGACUUUGCAGAAGAUAAGAAGCAUAGGCCACCUAAAAUAGCAAAGUUAAAAGAAAGUGAAGAUCGUGGAAUGAAGAAGCGCAAGCGGAAAGAUGAAGGGACGGAAAAGGAGAAGAAGCCUCGGAAAAUGAAAGUUCCUAAGCAGUUGGGAGUAAUGGCCUUAAAUUCACACAAGUCUGAAAAGAAGAAAAAGAAAUUUUAUAAAGACUCACUCUCUCUGGCUGCCAUGAUCCGUAAAUUUCAAAAGGAGAAGGAAGCCAUGAGGAAGAAGGAAUCUAGUCCAAAACCUCCAGUGACUAUUGCAACCUCUACCCCUAGUAAAAUUCCUUCUUCCUCUCUCAGUGCAGGAAAUGAUAUCUCUGACUUGAAUCUUAGGAUCAAUGAUCCUGUCCUCUCCAUUUUUGGUAGCACAAAUGAACGUGAGCUCCUGCAAGAAGCUGAAAGUGCCCUGGAGAUGUUGGGAGACAUUGACUUUGACAAGUUGCUUGAUGGCACUUCUGAUGGCAGCCCAGUAUCUGAGCUGUCAGGAGAAAAUGGAAAUGUCACUCAGGCAACCUACACCUCUCAGGUCAUGACACCCAAGCAGGUGCCUGCCCUCCCAGAAGGUCUGCCUAUGCUACUUGAAAAGCGCAUUGGAGACCUUCGAACAGCCGCCAAGAUGUUUGAUGAAGAAGGCAGGAAGAAGUUUUUCACACAAGACAUGAAUAAUAUUCUGCUGGAUAUUGAGCUACAGUUACAGGAGAUAAAUCCUGCCAUCCGCAAUGGAGUGUACUCUCACCUUGAGGCUUUUGUGCCAUGCAAUAAGGACACACUGAUAAAGCGUCUGAAGAAGUUACACCUCAAUGUCCAGGAUGACCGCUUGAGAGAACCACUGCAAAAGUUGAAACUGGCUGUCAGUAAUGUCAUGCCUGAACAGUUAUGCAAAUACCAAGAGGAUUGUCAGGCCCGCAAUCAAGCUAAGAAUGCUAAGUUGCAAGCAGAAGAUGAACGAGAGAAGAAUGGAUCAGAGGAAGAUGAUGAUGAGAAACCUGGAAAGAGGGUUGUGGGGCCCAGAAAGAAGUUUCAUUGGGAUGACACAGUGAGGUCUCUGUUGUGUAAUCUUGUUAAGAUCAAGCUGGGAUGCUAUGAGCUAGAGCCAAAUAGAAGUCAGUCUGCUGAAGAUUACCUCAAAACCUUUAUGGAAACAGAAGUGAAACCACUUUGGCCUAAAGGCUGGAUGCAGGCAAGGAUGCUUUUUAAAGAAAGUCGGAGUGUUCACAAUCACCUCACUUCUGCUCCGGCAAAGAAGAAGGUGAUUCUGGCACCUAAACCCAAAGCGAAGGACUCCAGUCCAAAGAAAGAACAGAAAACCUGUACGUCUUCAGUCAAUUCAACUUGUGCUACUACACUGAGUACCAGCGCACCGGUCUGCACCCCAGCCAGCUCUAGCUGCACACCAGCUCCAGAGACUAUCUGCUUGGACGACUCACUGGAUGAAGACCUCUCUUUCCACCCACCAUCACUGGACUCUAUUUCUGAUGCUCUGGCAGUUAUCAAUAAUGGUGCCAAGGGAUCACCUCUUGGAUCCACCAUAGAGACACCAACAUCCAGACCUCGCCCUGGACUGAGGGAAGAGAAACUGGCAAGCAUUAUGAGCAAGUUGCCCCUGGCAACUUCAAAGAAAGUAGAGCCCACUCAAACACCCCAUUCAUCAAGUCUUAUUGCUGGUCACACGGGGCCAGUACCAAAGAAACCCCAGGACUUAGUUCACACUGGUAUCUCUUCAGGCCUUAUUGCUGGAUCUUCAAUUCAAAAUCCUAAGGUUUCCUUAGAGCCUUUGCCAGCCAAGCUUCUUCAGCAAGGACUACAGAGGUCAAGUCAGAUCCAAGCUGCUUCUUCCUCUUCACAGACCCAUGUUUCUUCCUCUAAGACCCAAGCAGCUAUUUCCACCUCCUCUCAAAGACCCAAGGAUGCUAAUAUCCUGGUAUCAUCUUCUGAGAUUCAAGGUGGUUCUUCCUCAACAUCACAAAUGACAAAGGUGCACCAGCAUUCAGCUGUACAGCAGAAAUAUGUAUCUCCUUUACAAGCAACUAUUAGUAAAUCACAGACCAAUCCAGUGGUGAAAUUGAGCAGUAAUCCCAAACUGACCUGCUCAUCACCAGUCAUCAAGGCUCAAGAGAAGUCUGUAGUGUAUCGCCUACCUUUGUCUAACCCCUCAUCUGGAAGUGGCUCUCAAGUAUCUCACCCACUGGUUUCUCGGACAACAUCCAGCACCUCUACCUCUAGUAACUAUUUAGCCAAGGCUAUGGUGUCACAGGUUUCUUCCCAGGGUUUCAAGCCUCCCUUCUCCAUGGCUGCCUCUCCUAAACCUGCUGCCUCUCCCAAGCCCACUGCAUCUAAGCCCUCUGUGACACCCAAGCCCAAUGCAUCGCCUAAAUUUUCAUCUAAGUCCACCUCAUCCCCCAGGCCUGCAACAACACCCAGUUCUUCCAGUUCAAGUGCACUAGUUUCCCAGAGUAGUCACUCCAGCAACAACCCCCUUCAUAAACAAACCAGUGGUGUAAAUAUCAGCAGGCAGUCUCCCACAAUGAAUUUGCUGCCCUCUAAUCGCACCUCAGGCCUUCAGCCUGCAAAGAACCCUCAGGCUUCUUCAAAAUUGCCCAACUCUUCUCCUUCUGGAACUGUUGGUAAAAAUAACUUGGGUGGAGUUGGAAUGAAUGUACCUGCCAGCAGAGGCAGUAACCUUAACUCAAGUGGAGCUAGUAGGACUAGUCUGUCUGGGGGAGCAGGAAGUGGAACACAGGGUGCUACUAAACAAUUGUCAACUCCACACAGACCAUCUUCUGCCUCAGGGUCUCCAGUUGUAGCAGCCAGUGUGCAGUCAACAGCAGGAGCAUCAUUACUGGCUAACGCCUCACCUCUGACGCUCAUGGCAUCUCCCCUGUCCGUAACCAGUCAGAAUGUGACGUCUGCACCAUUAACUCCUUUCGGGAUGCUGGGUGGCCUUGUUCCUGUGACCGUGCCCUUCCAGUUUCCCUUGGAGCUGCUUGGCUUUGGGACGGACACAGCUGGAGUGACAACCACCUCGGGAUCUACCUCAGCGGCUUUCCACCACAGCCUAACUCAGAACUUACUGAAGGGUUUACAGCCAGGUGCUCAGCACGCAGCAACGCUGUCUCACUCACCUCUGCCUGCUCACUUGCAGCAAGCUUACACAGAUGGAGGCCAAAGUAAAGGGGACACUAAGUUACAGCGGAAAAACCAGUGACUUCUAGACAAGCAAGGGAGCUGAAGCAGUUCUGGUUGGCUGACAGAAUCUGCCCAGUUGGGAAAGUGCUUAUUGUCACAGGGCUGCUGUUUCUGUCGAUGUUUACAUAUUCUGAUCCCAAGCACUGUGGUGAGAGGAAGAAGAAAAAGAAAACAAUACUUGAUCAAAGAGAGAAGGAAAAGGGGGACUGGUGCUCCUGGUCAUGCAGACUGGUCAUAGUUUGAUCUUGCCUAAAGAAACAAACGUUUUUUUCAUCUGUUCUGAUUGGCUUUUAAAAGAAAUUGAUUGUCAAACCCACAGCAGCACAAACAUUUUUUUUCUGGGUAAUGUCCAAUAAAGAGUUGAAAGCAUGAGAGGAGCUAGAAUAGGUCUCUCCAUCCAUUGGGUGAGGUGGAAUCAUCUACUUCACGAGUUCCUGAAGUGCCCCAUGUAAGAUUAUAUGCAGGUCCUGAGUGUACCGUGUGGUUGUGGACCAAAGGUUAUACAGAUUAGAAGUGGUGCUGGGAUACUUUGUAUUUAAAACCUUACAGAAAUGCAGUUUGUGAUGUGGGCAUUUUUUCAGCUUUACAAGACUAUUUGGCUAUAGAGAGCCUAUGGAUGUAUGCAGUCUCAGUUCCAGAGAGCUGUCUUCAAAUGAAAACAGAUCUCCUGGUACAUGAGAUGUGAGAGACAGGCUACUGGGAAACCCUUUGCUCCUUGUUUAUUUUUUUCUUCGUUUUAACAUGACUCUUACAUAGGGAGGAAGGGUGUGUGGAAAUUUUUCAUCAUACGUAAAAAGGAAACCAACAUUUUAUUGGUCACACUAGCAUUUCUUUCCCACAUCCUUUUUUUUAAAGGCAUGCUAGGACUCUUUCAGUCCCUCCAUUUGUUAAACUUUCCUUUCCCUUGUGCUUAUCUGCUACUGAAAUUUAGUAAUGUUCUAUCACAUCUUUCAUAAAAUACAGUUAGUUCUUUACCCAUUCUAGAUCUUCCUCAUCUGUCACGUAACUCUUCCCAAAAGCCAUGCAUUAUCCUGAUUUGCUAGUAAAAGAGAGCUGAAUGUGACUUACUCCAGAGCCAGGUUAAUACUGCUUCAGGCAUUAGCCAAAGAGGAGUCGUUCAAAAGCGACCAGAGGUGCCUUCUCUUCUGGGGCUGAAUGGAUCGUCUCCAGCAUUUCCAGCCCCUGCUGGCCUGGAGAGUUUCCAACCUGAACUGUUCCUUACAUGGUAGCACAAAACUGCAAAGCUGGCUAUUUUUUUAUAGCAAUACAUGGACUGGUUCAUUUGUAAGGUUAGGAAGUAUCCAGCACAUGUUGCACUUUUGACAUUAGGACAGAACUUUGCUGUUGAGUCCCUUGUGCUGUUAGAUAAAAGAUGAGAAUGACAGAAACUGAAAUAAAUCCUAGGGGAAAGACGCAACUAAAAUGAUAUGAUGCCCUUCUCCUUCAACCCUGAAACAUUCCUGAUCAGAGAUGCUGAAAUUCCUACUAGCUAGUCUUUCCAGUAGUUUGAGGUGAGUUUGAACCAGUGACUACUGGUCAUCUCAUCUUCCAGAGAUACCUUGACCAUGGAUAAUGAAUCUUCAGUGUUUUUGCUAGAUUAACUUAUAGCUUUCAGGUUACUUUUACAUGUGACUUAUUUUUCUUAGACCAGAGAACAAUUUCUUUUCUAUUUAGAGCUCAUUUUAAUUUUAUAUAAAUAUAUAUAUAUAUACAUGAAUCUAAAAUAAUAUAUAUUGUGUAUUUAGUAUAAAGAUGUUGGGUUGAGCUCAGCAAUAAAUGUUUUUGCACAACACUUCUGUGAAAGACACAUUGAAUUAAAAUAAGAUUCAUUAGUUCAUGAAUUUCACUCCAUAGCAUCAGUUAACUAGAUGCCUUUUAGCUAAUGCUAAUGUUUUGUAUGUGGCAUGUUGAUUAGAUAAGCUUGCAUCUUAGUCAAGGUUAUUUAGAGUUGAAACAUACAGCUACAUAGACUCUUGCAUUCCUACUAACGUGCAAAUUCUAUUGAACAUUAAGUACCACAACCUAUUUAGAGUGCAAGCUUUAUGUGAUUUUUCUUUUUCUCCAGGAAGGGUUGAAGGAAGAAAACUUUUUUUUGAGGCCUAAGAGAACGUUGAUUUUUUUUUUCUGAAUUGUCAAACCUGAUACUUUUAAACAACCUGUGUAGCUAAGGGAGUUGCAGCAGUGAGCCAUCAAGCAGCAAUAUAUUAAAAACAAAACACACAAAAUAACCCACCAAAAAAACAAAAUGUCCUAAGAGUUCUACCUCUUCUGUGUUUUCUUCAUCAAAGCAUCUCAUCCAAAUUUACAUCUCUUGUCUUCGUAGUUGCUAAAUGAAAGUUCAGUUGGGAGACUUGUGGCCCUUUAUAAUAACAGCACAAACUUCCUUUCAACAUCCCUCCCUCUCUUUCUGUAGGUACGACUCACCUUCAGUUAAGGGAUAUCCUCUCCAAACCUUGAGGAUAGGAAGUAGUCCUGUCUGUAUGGCCUGUUGAGCUUCUCAGUUUUUGGAAAUGAGUAAACUAAUACUGAUGGUGAGAAUAAAGAUGACCAUACAGUCUUUGUGCCAGUUCAGACAGUCCCCCAGCGGGUAACUCGCCUUCAGUCAUUGUACUGCUGAGCUGCUUUGGAAUCAGCAACAUAGUGAUGAAGGGGUCGGUGUUGCCUUUUCCCUGUUCUUGUGUGUUAAACCUAGCAAGGCCAAAUUAAAGGGAAUAAUAGGGUGGCUCCCAGAGACAUUUUUGGUUAGCACAAACAGGGUGGGGAAGUGAAAAUUUUCUGCAAUGUCCAAAUGCAAAACUAGGUUAAUGUUUUACUAUUUUCUGCACAGCAGCUCUCCUAAAAACAUUUCCCCCAGUUUUUUACUACUUUUUAAGGGCCUCUGGUAAUAAAUAAACUGUAGUUGUACAUACUAAGUAACCCUCAGUAUUCACAAGCAAUAAGAAAGCCAAGUAGAGCUGUCUUUUCCAGGCAGCAGGGCUGAACUCGGUUUGGGGUCUGUAUAUGAGCUAGCUUGUCAAGCUCACUGAAAGCCCCAAACGAAUGCAAGCAAUAAUUUCACACACAGGUCUUAGAUGUUAAAACCCUCUGAGUAAUAUUUUCAGCUACGUGAUCCAAAGUCCCCAAAGUCAUGGUAGCUAUUGUAAAUCCUUCUGAGACACUUGCGAAGUAAGAAAGAAGGCGGCAGGCUACAUGAAAAACAGGCUGCAAAAUUUCUGAUACCUUGGACUGUAACUGCAGUGUUCUCCUACUCCAAGAUGGCCUAAAUCACUUUGUCCAGCCUUCUCUGAUGAUUCAAGAUACAUGACUAAUACUGAGUGAGUCACAAGUGUGGAUGCUGUGGGUUUCACAUCUGUUUUCUGCUAAUCAGAAGUAACUUUUAAUUACUUGGGUUCUGCUUCUUGUUUGAAUCCAAUCAAAGUUGUCUGAUGCACAGAAUUGGGGGGUGGGACAGGUGCCAAGAGCCUGUUUCCUUCCUCAGUCCCAUCACCUGACCCUUCCUCCACACUCCUUCUCCACUUGGUGCAAGACCCUUGAGGACAUGAAAACAGAAAUCCUGCAACUCUCCCAAGCUGCCAUCAGUUGUGUGAACCAUUAACCCUCUGGGAGUCAUCUUGGACUCCGACUAACUUUAUCACAUUUGCUGCUACAUUCAUAAAAUGAACUUUUAGCUGUAUUUAUUAGCAAAUUUUAAUCUAGUUUACAGUUUGUUUGGUUUUCUUUUGAGUAGUUUUUGCCCACAGAUGGAUUAGAAGUAUUGGGGUGUUUGGGUUGUUUUUUUUUUUUUUUUUUGAGUGAAUUGCUAAAGGCACAGUGGUCCCUCUGCUGUUUUUGUUUUGGAUUUUUUUUUUUGCAGAUGGAAUUGCAGGAAAACCUGCAGUCAGGCUAAGCUGUGGAAGGCUUCUUCCCACACCUACCUUUAAUCUUUUGCUGAAUUAGGGGGAAAUCACUAAAGGGACACUUGCUUUUUGUUUGUUUCAUAAAAUGAUCCAGAAAGUGAAAGCAGUAGGUAAAUGACUGAUUAAUUAACACUUUAUGCAAUUUUAAUUUUAUAGAAAUUAAAAAGUUGGUAGCUUUUUGAUUGGUCCUAGCUCUGGUGAAAUGGCUGUUACCCUCCAUGACUUACUUGAUUCAGGCCUUUGUCCUUUGUUUAAGUGCCUUUUUUUAUUUUAUUUCCCUACCCUCUUAAACUGUUCUCAGAGAUCCUGAAGUGCUGGAAGGCAUUUUGGAGGAAAAUCUUAAGCUUGCCAAGAUAGAUGGCUUUAUGCUGUUAUACUAUUUUUCCCUUUUGUAAAAAAAAAAAGAAAAAAAGUGUGUAAUGUAUGUGACUUCGUAGCUGCUGUACCAUGGCGUUGGUUCUGUAUGCUUGUGCUUUCUUUCUCUCACGCUCACACACGUGUGCGCACACGUACAUACACAGCAAUAUUCCCGAGAAUCCCAUAACCGUGUUCAUCCUCCUAUGUUCUGCUGGCGCUGUUAAACAUUUACAUACAAAAGGGGAACUUUUGGGCAAAGAUGGCAGUACAAUAAAAGCGUGCGUGUGUGAAUGUGUAAAUGCGUGUGAGAGAAAGGAAGUGGCUAAUGAGAUUGAAACCUGUUAUAUUUUUCUCUGGAGGUUUUAAAUUUGGGUCUUAAUUCACAAGUACAGCUGACAACUUUAAAUACCGGACCGCUUCACACUAUUACUGAACUUGAGGCAAAGAUGUGUGGCUAACGUAACUGAAAGAAGUGGGGAAAGAAGAAGGUUAAAAUAGCUUGUAACAAUUUUGAGUUGAGAUGAACUGCAAGGAAUCUUGUGUAUGGCUAGCCAUGUCUGCUUGGCACUGGUUAUUGCAAGGAUUCUUACAUUUACCAAAGCUGUCACUUCCUACCAGGCAUCACGUGUGAGAAGGAACUUGGUAUAAACUGCAAGAAUGCAGCUGCUCUUUGAAGUUAAACCUGACUAUACUUCACAAGCUGCCUGAAUCAUUCACCUUUGAGUACUUUUCUCGCUGUACUUUUUCUUGCUGAGAUUUCAUUAAUGGUUUGUUCUCUUAAAAUAAUGAACAGUAAGUUCGUGUAUUGUUGGCUGCAAGUGAACACUCAAAUAGUGUCUGUGCUUGUUUGCUUGUUCUCUGACAGAAUCAGUGAUCUGUAAUAGAUCUUCUAAUGAUUUUAACUAUUCUGUGCUGAGGAUACAUCUAACUUACUAUUAUUAUAAACACGCAUACCUGAAAUUAGCAAUUCAUUUCUAAACUUAAGUUAACUUAUGUAAGCAUCACCAGACUGUGCUAGUUCUGUGAUGUUUCCACUGGGGGAGAUCUAAUUUUGAGUUGCAAUCUGAAAAGGAAGUGUUUACCUUCUCUUUUCAGAAACCAGAGUAGGAAUGGCUAGAAGAGUCCUUCAUACGUCAGUGGAGAGCCCAUCUAGAGAACCAACAGUAAGAUACCAAAUGCAACAUGUUCCUGUGGCAGAAAAUAGCCUAACUGCUAUUCCAGUUAUCACAUUCAAAUGAACCUGUUGAAAUGAGGCCAUAGGUAGAUUUCUUUUACUGAUCUAACAGUGCUGGGGAUAGUACUAUUGCUGGUAGCUUGGUCAGUUGGAGUGAGAGCGCGUCCUAAUCUGCCUUAGGUGAGUGUGAGAGAGUUACUUCUGUAGUUAGCCACAUCCACCCGUGGCAGUGACUUGCGGUGACUGGGCUCCUCUGUUGCUGUUCAGUCCCUCUCAGGCACGUGUGCUCUUUAUUCUAUGCUGAUCUGAAAGUUUGGAAAUCUACAGCUGGCACUGCUGGUUGACUGUUGUGGUGUUUUUAACACCUGUGGCUGUUCUAAAAAUCACUGUCAGUCUGAUGCUGCUUAAAAAAUCACUGCCAAAAUAAGCAGCAGAAGUAGCCUGGCUUAGCCACUGGAAAUAUAACCAAACGUUGUUGGGCGAUACUCUGGUUGUGGAAACGUCUGGUGCGGUUCCAUCCUUUUUCUGUGACCCAAUGAUUCCUUGCUGCUGUAAUAGCCUUUUGGGGCCACAGGAUGCCCCGCUGCUGCUAUGUGUUAUGCUGAGAGAUCAGCAUGGCCUGGAACUGGGGAUGCACAAAGAUUCCCUAUGGCCAUUUUUGCACACUCCUCGUAAGUGAUACUGUGCUGAUCUUGUCAGUUGUGGAGGAUAUAGGUCUGUUAUUUUGUAGACAUUUUUUGACAGCUAUAAUUCUACAGAGCAACUCUAGGAAAAAAAAAAAAAAAAACGCUUCGUUUUGUAUGUAGAAGUGAAUUUCAGCCUCUUCCCUUGCCAUGUCUCCUGUUUAUUUAAUAACCAUUAACUAAGAAGUUUUUCUUUAUGCUGAAGUAAUCCAAAACAAGCAGUGCACAUUGUCUUCUAUCAUGCUCAUUACUAAAGUUUUUUUUUUUGGCCCAGCAGCAUGUGCAGAUGUAUUUUUUGAACAGAUUCAGUUAACGUUUGUUACUGUCCGGUACCAAGAGAAAAAGGCAAGAGAAUCAAACCAAACCAGUCAGGAGAUACCACUGCUGCAGGCCAAACCAAGUAGCUGCUGAGGCAGCCAGAGCUGCUUUGAGACUUCUCAGAUUUCACUAGUAGAGUGGGAGGUGGGGGAAGAAACUUUCUUGUGUUCUCAGCUUUCUCCAGAUAAGGCCUUAGUUUGAUUAGUAGUCAAUAAUAUCAACUAUGCAGAUAAGUAUUCUUUACAUGUCUCAGUGUUACAUGCAUUCCUUCCCCCAGCUACCCUGUUAAUACAUGUUGAAAUUUUACCCAAAGAAAAUGGAAUAUUUUUUGAAUGUCUGUACUGCAGAACUCUUUUUGCUACAGUGAAGAAAGAAGUUUGUAUUUCAGAAAAGAAACCCUUUUGCUGGUGCAACACCUAGUGUCAAGUGUCAUGAAGUUGCUUCAAGAGGGAAGCUAAAAUCACUUGUGACAAGUCUUAGUCUGAGAGCUUUCAGAAUAUUCAGCUCUCAAAAUGGGUUUAAAGAAGCCGCAGCAAUGUUGUUUUUUUAAUGUACUGAUUGGAUUUGGGGAGAAGCUAAUGAGAUCCCGUGUUUCCUUCCAAUAUCAGAAGUAAAGUAAACCAUUUCCUCACUUAAAUGAAGUUGCUUCUAAACAAGAGGAGGUAUCAGCUACCCAGUAGCUGGAUCUUCAAAUAAAAGCUAAUUUGUGAUUCCCCAGGUAUUUCUCACUGAUCCUGUAGUCUUGUAUGUAACUACAAAUAACAAUUUAGCUCAGAGGUGAGAACUGUAGUGUGUGUUUUAUUGCCAGUAAUUCCAUCAUGUAGCAAUUAGUACCAUGUUCUUGCAUAGUUCUCAAGGUCCCUGUUGGAAAUAGAUGGAGAAAUAUUUUUGGACUACUGUUUAAAAAAAAAAAUACAAAAAUCAUUAAUGCUAUUUUCCCCAAAAAGUCUACUGAGCAGCGUUAUAUUUUAGCCGUUAAACUAGUACCCUUGUUCUGUGAUUUGUCUCUUGUAGUCUUCUUUUUACUGAGGGUUAGAAGCAUUUCGUGAGUAAUCCUUAAAAUGUUGAUAUUUUCUAGCUUAAAGUCAGGUGCUUACAAUAAAAGGGCAUCUGUGAUUAUAACUUCUGAUGAUACAAAAGCACUAUGUUACGAAUAUUUCAUUGAAAAUACAGGUGUGGGUUGCAAGUCCCUUCAGUUCUGCCUGGUAACGAGGCUUAAUCAAGAGCAGAGCUUCCACAUCAAUUCCUGCCCACCCAGCCAAGGGCAGUGGGGGUCCUCCCACAGACAGGUUUGGCCUCUGUAUCCUUUGUUGUCACAUUUGGCAUAUAUAUUUUUAGCAACUUUGGAUAUAGCCAGCUUAACCCUACCUGACUUGCUGAUCCCCAGGAGAAUGAAGGAGGCUAUGUAAAGUGAACAGCUGAGAAACCGGUGGGCCGAGCGUUCUCCUGCCCUGCUCUGUGUAGCUCAGAGCAGUCAGCCAGUCAGUUGCCUGAGCAUUUUGUUACAAGCAAAACUAAAACCUUUGUAGUCCUCUGCUUCAAGCAAAGGAACGCGCAGCUACUAAGAGAUGGCAAACCUCUUGAGUUAGUGACUCCUGUGAUGCUCUACUCAGUCCCACGUGAAUUUGUAUCAGGUCACCUUCCUCCUUUUAUUACUUCCGUAUUUCAGAUCAUAGGGCUUAGUGACAGAGAGGAUCCUAACAGCCACGUGCUUACCUGGUUGAGCUCUCCAGAGAAACUCCCCUGCGAAAUGCUCCCCUCUUGUGACAGCAAGCCUGAACAACCAAAUGCAGCUACAUUUGGGUGAUUAGCACCACUUUCAUUUGGAUUUUAGGGAGGCGUGUUCCACUAACUUCAAGGGAUACUGUGUUUUAAAUGUGUGAUUUCCUUCCUCUCUCCUUAUAAAACUGGACCUGAACACAAAUUUUGAGUUGUUGCUUUUUUUUUUUUUUGGUAAUAA
This is a messenger RNA of Cygnus atratus (black swan), 12386 nucleotides long. RefSeq names its product ubinuclein 2 (gene UBN2). Gene Ontology annotation, cellular component: nucleus. The transcript is spliced from 17 exons. The coding region runs from base 1 to 4017 and encodes 1338 amino acids. The record is from RefSeq and is a predicted model, not a curated record. Lineage: Eukaryota; Metazoa; Chordata; Aves; Anseriformes; Anatidae.